This is a messenger RNA of Manihot esculenta (cassava), 1617 nucleotides long. RefSeq lists its product as uncharacterized. The record is from RefSeq and is a predicted model, not a curated record. The transcript has a single exon. Lineage: Eukaryota; Viridiplantae; Streptophyta; Magnoliopsida; Malpighiales; Euphorbiaceae. The coding region runs from base 962 to 1420 and encodes 152 amino acids.
UUUAAUUCAGAUAAAUAAAAGAAGACUAAGAAAUUGCUAAACCCAAAUCAACCCAAGUCACUAGGCCUAACUUUUAUACCCAACAAACUAAAACUCAGAACGAUAAAUGGUAGAAAUUGAAAGCAGCUUCACCACCAUUAACGACGGAGCCAUCCGUACGUGUCAAGUUUGAGAAAGGACCCAGGGGGAAGCUUCCAGUUAAUCCAGCGAUCAACACGGGGUUGAAUACGCGGGGAAAUGUUGGAUUUUCUUCCAGCAGAAGGAAUUCACGGCCCUUACCAAUCACUUGCUGGUCUCAAGGCUUGAAAGAAGUCAUAUGGUAAAGUUACUAUAUCUUCUUCCCAAAGAAAAUUAUGUUCGAGCUCAGGCCAUUGGUUGGUCUGCACUACAGUUCACGGGUAGAUGUAAAUGACGUAUAUAGACACUAAUAUUGUUUUUUUUUUCUUUAAGAUAUUAAUUUUUUUUAUUUAGUUGCAAAAUUAAACGUCUCCAAAUCAUCAAUUAUUUAUGAGUUUGAAUUUUUAAUUUAUAUAUUUAUUUUCAUGCCUAAUUAGUAUUCAUGGAAAUAUUGUUUCAGAAAAACUGAAUAAUUAGGGAUAUAUGCUCUUUGCUUAGAAGCCUCUACAACUAUAUAAUCCUUUAAAUCCAAAACAAGCAAAGGUGGCCUGGUUUAUCAAUAAAAUUCAAAACACUGCAAGCCAGGGAAGGGACCAUUCAUCAAAAACUCAUAAACAGUAAUUAAAAACAAAAACAAAACAAAUAUCAUAUUGCACGACUGACUAAUAGCGACUAUGAACCUCCAACGACGACCCAAAAAGCAGUCACCGGUCAAGUCAUAUCUCAACGUAUAGUAAACGUCGACCUACUUAAUUGUAUAUAUGUAUGCAUGCCAUUAUCAUCUAUCCCAACAAAUUAACCCUUAAUUAAUAUAUCUCUUCCUUUAAGUUCUCCCGCUUCAGCCAUGGCAAGGAAAAUCUUUGUUACGCUUUUUAUUCCUAAGCAAAAUCUUCCAUUCUCAGCAACCCUUGUCUGCUCUUCUCUUGUCUUCGUCAUAACAGUGUUCAGUUUGUUUUCUAUAGUCAUAUUUCUGUGUUCUUCGCACAAGACCAAGAAAUUAGAUAGAGCGAAGGAUCAGGAAUCCAGUGAGAAAAAACUUCUGUCAAAGAUUAAUAGUGGCAUCAGCAGUAAGGCUCAUUCUAUGGUGAAAAUGAUUUCAUGGAGAAAGAUGCAACAAGCUGAUGAUGAUGAUCUUGACGAUUAUGAAAGUGAAGAAGCAAUUUGGAGGAAGACGAUCAUGAAGGGUGAACGGUGUCGUCCGCUUGAUUUCUCUGGGAAGAUUGAGUAUGAUGCUCAAGGAAAUCUUGUGCCUCAAUCAAGAUGUUUAGAUCAGAAUGGUAAAAUCAUUUCUUUCAAAAAUUGAUGACAAGCUUUUUUUUGUUUGUUUGUUUGUAAGCUUGUAUAGAGAGAUAAUAUAUAUAACUGAGUUUCUUGUAGAGAUGCCAUCAAUUUUGCUUUUGUUUUUCCUUUUACUUUUUCGCCUGUAAUUUUGCGAGAGUUCAUCCGUUCAUCAAUUAAGGGAAGCUCAUUUUAAUAUAAAAGUUUUAUUUUUGUAUUUGA